AUGACGGACUCCUUCGGCCCUCAGAGCCCGCCGACCGAGGCCCUGGCCUCGACGUCUAUUGCGACCUCUGACAUGCCUUCGCCUACCAUUGCCGUAGGGUUCCACGGCGAAGGCACCGCCGGAACUCGUGUCCCGGUCGCCGCUCACAUAUCCGAUUCGGUAACCGAGCCAACAAAGUUCCAGAGCCCUUUGCGGCAUCAUCGCCGGACGCCCUCAGCCCAUCGCGAAGUCAAGGUGUGUCUGCGUCUGCAUCAAGCUCGUCUAACCAACCCCGCCGCCGCGCUGCAGUGCGUGGAGAGGGCGAGAUAG
Molecule: messenger RNA, 309 nt
Organism: Colletotrichum higginsianum IMI 349063
Lineage: Eukaryota; Fungi; Ascomycota; Sordariomycetes; Glomerellales; Glomerellaceae
Exons: 2
Coding region: 1-309 (102 amino acids)
Source: RefSeq, a predicted model, not a curated record